UGACAACAACAAGGGGAGGACGAUGCGGAGGCGCAGGUAUCACCAAGGCAUCCUCUCAGGCUCUCUCCCCUGAGUUGCUGCAUAUGUCGUACCUAGGUAAUAACCCCACCUCCGACUAAGGUACCUAGCUACGUACUUAAUCGUCUCGCACAGGCGAUCGACUUUCUCGUCCUUUCUGCCCAUCGAGGGGUCCACGGUCCACCAUCCCACCGGAACCCGACUUCUUCGCGGUAGCCAAUAACCAUUGGCAUUAACCCUUACCCGAUGUCCGUCGGCUUCGGCUUCUCCGUCGGCGAUUUCCUCGCCGCCCUCAAGCUCGUCGGCACCGUCAUUGAUGCCCUCCGCGAGGCAUCCGAGUCGGGCGACGCCUAUCGCGAGCUGCUUCACGAGCUAUUUGCCCUCGAAACCGCCCUGCUUCACGUGAAUCGCCUCGAACUCGAUGAUGGGCAGCGCACCGAGAAAAUUGCCCUGCGCCAGGCUGCGGCGCAAUGCCAGCGCACCAUCGAUAACUUCUGGGACAAGAUACGAAAAUACCAACCCCAUCUGCGCCAUGGUGGGACGGGGUCCCGCAUCAAGGAUUCCUGGGUCAAGAUCAAGUGGGCGGUCUGCAAGAAAGAUGACAUGGAGCGGUUCAAGGCUGAUCUGAGAGGGCACAGGGGAGCUAUCGAGGUUCUCCUAUUGGCCGUGCAAAUGGAGGCCGCCGUGAUGCAGUCUAGGAGGCAGGACGAGGCACAAAAAACGCUGGCCGGGAAGAUACAAGAGUUAUCUUCGCAGUGGUUCGGCACGCUGUCUGCCAUAGCCGAUGGUGUCAACCAUAGCGUGCAGCAAGGAAAGUACCUCCUCGAUGCCACGGCAAAGAUCAUCCAGACGAACCUGCGAGUGUUCCAGAUGGUCUUUGAUAUCCACCAGUAUAUCCUUAGAGUCCCACCGCAGGUCAACCGCCAACAGCCCGUCUACAUGAUCGAUGCGUUUGGCAAGGAAUCGCCCUUCCAUCUCGAAUUUGUUCGGUCGGCAGAAGCACUCAUUGCGAUCUUAAAGGUAAACUUCAAGUCAACCAGUUCGGGAUCACGAAUGAUUGAACGUGGCGAUUUCGUGAUAGAGGACGCUGGCACGAAGCGAGAUAUUGACCUUGACUGCGACUGGGACACUUGCUUUUUCCCCGGACAACGCGUGUCAAUGAGCAUGGUAUUCAAGCGCCGCGGGGAGCCGACGACGUCCACCUGCCCUGCUUGCCGAACCGAAGCAGGAUCAGCCGCAGACCAAGAGGUGGUAUGCGACAAGUGCGGGAUCACUUUCCGUCGGGUGAGGGAAGAGCCUAGCGAGAUGCCGCCGCGGCUGCACCCGCCAAUUGUGACAGAGAGGCUUCGAGCCGUCAAAGGCCCACGUGCAGCCGAACCACAACCCAAACCGCAACUCCAGAGGAGGAAUGAGGGCGGAGACGACGUCGAUGACAUUCAAAGAUUCCGACGAGUGCGAUUGCUGGAGUCAGUCAGCCGCUGCAGGCUCUAUACUUCGGUGAACGGCAGCUGGUAUGACUAUGGAACGGGUUUAGCAGUGCGAACCGAUGUCAUUGACGACAAUAUUUGUAUCGAGGUUCACUCGCAACAUGAACCGGGUCACGAGUUGGUCAUGGAACGGGUGUCUCGACGUGGUAUUCAGGGAGAAGACGAGACUCUGCUAGUUUGGACUAAUGUAAAGUCUCGCACUAAACGGGCACUCAGAUUUCAAACCGAGGAGGGGUACAUGGCAGCCUGGCGUCCAUCCUACGUAGGGGGGAGGCUUGAAGGAUGGUAUAGGCGUUAUUUCUUUCCGUAGUCGAGAUAGAUUUCCCAAGUUCUUUAGGCCUCUCCGGUAGGGCCAGUAUAAAUGGGAACACAGUGAGAUUGAUUACAUGAUUGUUGGAAUCGAGCGAGGGAAACGACAUCCAGGGAGCUGGGCAAGGAGACAACUACUACCUAGUAGACGAGUAGUUUCUAACGAAGGCAGCACAAGAAGCACGAGUUGGGGCGACUCGGAAACUACCUAGAUAAAGCAAUGCGGGACUGAUGUACCUAUAACUUACCUGUGACCGAGAGCCGGUUUCCCACGACACGAUGAGCACUAAUCCAUUGCCCUAGUGACAGGCACUGUUGAGUACUCUCACUCACUC
Molecule: messenger RNA, 2149 nt
Organism: Chaetomium fimeti
Lineage: Eukaryota; Fungi; Ascomycota; Sordariomycetes; Sordariales; Chaetomiaceae
Exons: 5
Coding region: 265-1815 (516 amino acids)
Source: RefSeq, a predicted model, not a curated record